Messenger RNA from Andrographis paniculata, 1066 nucleotides. Its product is annotated as transcription factor MYB20-like. The transcript is spliced from 3 exons. The record is from RefSeq and is a predicted model, not a curated record. The coding region runs from base 87 to 854 and encodes 255 amino acids. NCBI's taxonomy places the organism in Eukaryota, Viridiplantae, Streptophyta, Magnoliopsida, Lamiales, Acanthaceae.
UUAAAAGAUCCAUCGAUCUGAUUAUUGCAUUUUUUUUUUGUCGGAAAAUAAAUUAAGAAAGAUUGAAGGUUGGAUCAUCAAUAAAAAUGGGAAGACAGCCUUGCUGUGACAAAGUGGGAUUGAAGAAAGGGCCAUGGACUUGUGAUGAAGACAAGAAACUCAUAGCUUUCAUGCUCAACAAUGGUCAAUGCUGCUGGAGAGCUGUUCCUAAACUUGCAGGGCUUUUGAGGUGUGGAAAGAGUUGCAGGUUGAGAUGGACAAACUACCUAAGACCUGACCUCAAAAGAGGUCUUCUCUCCCAAGACGAAGAGAAGCUUGUCAUCGACCUCCAUGCCCAGCUUGGAAACAGAUGGUCCAAAAUCGCUUCUCAUCUUCCAGGAAGAACAGACAACGAAAUCAAGAACCAUUGGAACACUCACAUCAAGAAGAAGUUAAAGAAAAUGGGUAUCGACCCUCUUACCCACAAACCUCUAUCUCCGCCGCCGCCGCCGCCGCCGGAGACUGAGCCUGAGAAAGGAGGCGAUAAGGAGGAGGAAGAGGACAAAAUCAGGAGCCCAAUUGAGUCCAAUGAAUUCGACAAUAUUAAUAAUGAUAAUGAUUUCAGCAUCGACGAAAUUCCUGUGAUGGAACCACACGAGAUUUUGAUUCACCAACAGUCUACUCCAUCUUCUUCUUCCUCUUGCUCUCCGUGUUCUCCAUUGUCGUCUUCGUUGGAGGAUCUGCAGUGCUUUUCCCCGACAUUUAGGGAUUACUGCACUGAAAUGAUGAACAGUUACAGCAUCUGGGAAGAUGGGUUCGGGAUCAACGGCUGGGAUUUGUUGGAUGAUUUGGAAAUAGGAGAGCUUAAUAUAUAGACACAGACAAACAUGGCUGCCUGCACAUUAUAUAUACAUAUAUAUAUAAUCUUGGAUUGGACACCAAUUUGAUGUAUAUUCAACACUUUGUUCGUUGGGAUUCGAUUUUUUUUUUUUUUUUUUUUUCUGGAUACGAUCACGAUUAGUCCCAUGUUUCAAACUUUGUGUUUUUACCUAUCCCCACAAUAAUUCAUGCAUGGUUGUCGUGUCAA